Messenger RNA from Peniophora sp. CBMAI 1063, 669 nucleotides. The record is from the annotation of a GenBank genome assembly. NCBI's taxonomy places the organism in Eukaryota, Fungi, Basidiomycota, Agaricomycetes, Russulales, Peniophoraceae.
AUGUACUCCACCGCCACGCCUGCAUCACAUGCCACGGCCCUCAAUGAAGGCGACGCUUCGACGUCGGGCGGACAAGGCAACUAUCCCCCACUACGACUGUUUGCACCGCUUCCGCUAGCUCUUCGGGCGCUCGCUUCAAUGCUCCCUGACCGGGAAUACAACCUCGGCGGCGGCGCUGGCUCUCUCAUAUCCAAUCGCUAUACGAACUUCCGACGAGGACGCCCACGCUUAACCCGUCGGCCACUUGUACGACUUAACCGUCCCGAUAUUAGCUCCAGGCUCACACUCAAUCGGAUACCUAAUGUGCCGCUUGUCUCGGGAAUGAUACCAACACCGUCAACGCUAGCCUCGAGCGCGAUGCCCUCGCUACUUCUGGCGAUACCCGCGCGCCUCCCCGGUUUUUCAUCAAUGGUUGCCGUGGAUAGGACGACGAAAACGCAUACGUUGUCGAGCGCGAUGGCAGCACGGGCAGGGCUCGCUUUCAUGGCGUGCACGAUCUGGCUGGCGGAAUUGGCGCGCUUUUUGUCUACUUCGAGGAUCACGGCGAUGGCGGCGUGGACGCGUGCGUCCUGGACCUCAUGCGCCGGCUUGGAGGAUCUUGUUGUGGUAGCGGUGCGAAUGCGCACGAAUAGCUAUACCGGCACCCUCGCUCUAAGACGCUAUGAAUAA